Molecule: messenger RNA, 2924 nt
Organism: Sinocyclocheilus grahami
Lineage: Eukaryota; Metazoa; Chordata; Actinopteri; Cypriniformes; Cyprinidae
Gene: rnpepl1
Product: arginyl aminopeptidase like 1
Exons: 11
Coding region: 533-2614 (693 amino acids)
Biological process (GO): proteolysis
Molecular function (GO): metalloaminopeptidase activity; zinc ion binding
Source: RefSeq, a predicted model, not a curated record
CUGGACAGUGUUGUGCUGGAGCUCCGCAGCGCCCCCCUGCAGCUCGAAAACUUUCCCGUCUCGAAGUGAUUUCCUCCCCUGUUUUUACUUCCUGUUUUCUAAGGGAGUCACUUAACUCAGAUCGGUUCUGCUCAUCGGGGUUUCACUAUGCGUUGUUUCUUCUAGCGGUAGUUUUUGCCGAUCUCUCCGCAGGGAUCUCGGAACGGAUUGGGACAUCCACGCGUAUAUUCUGCUUUAGAUGGAGGUCGGAGGGCUGAAGUCAGUCGUGUCUACGGCUCUAAUGGAUUUUACGUAGACUUGUGUUUUGUUUUAAUGCCUUUUACUGCCUUCCUGGUCGUUUUAUUAUCAUUACUUUCAUUCGGUUUCCUCCUCCGCGGAGUGUCCAGCCUCGACCGCCCCUUUAACUCCAGCAACAAUGUAACUAACUCGAGCGCUCUUUCAUCUCUUCCGCCGAGCUCGAGCUCGAAGACCGCCGCUUUUAAAGUUUGACGCUGUCGUCACGUUAUCGUGUAUUUCUUCGCCAAACUUUACGAUGGCCGAGCUGCAGCGGCCGACGCUGUGUUGCUGUCGGAAAGUGCUGGCCGUGCCCGGUAAUAAGUCCUGCGAGGGCGGCCGGAGUCUGGCGCACUGUCGCCUGGUGGACGUCGCGUCGGCGUCCAACUUCCACAGCUUUAAGCUCCGACAUUUCCACCUGGACCUCCACCUGAACUUCGCCGUCAAGAGGAUGACGGGAUGGCAGGUUCUGGAGCUCACGCCCGUCCAGCCCGGCGUCCAGUCGCUCAUUCUGGACACGCAUCCUUCGUUAUUAAUUCAUUCCGUGGACUGCAAGGUGCCCGGCGCGUCCGGUGCUCCCGACGUGUUUUUGUCGCUCACCUACCGAAUAGAACCGUUCACCGAUUACGGAUCCUCUCUGAACAUCAGCCUCCCGGCCGCGGUGGUCCGGCCGCACCGGGCUUUCCGUCUCACCAUCCGCUACACGACCACAGACGGCCCUGCGAUUUGGUGGCUGGAUGCAGAGCUGACAUGCGGACAAACCCGACCGUUGGUCUUCACUCAGGGUCACUCGGUCUGCAACCGGUCAUUUUUUCCCUGUUUUGACACGCCAGCCGUCAAAAGCACCUACUCUGCCACUGUCAGGGUACCAGAAGGUGUUACAGUGUUGAUGAGUGCCUCAAGAAGUGCAUACUCUAAACAGGACAGGGUUUUCCAGUUCACCAUGGAGCACCCUGUCCCAACCUACUUGGUUGCCCUGGUGGCAGGAGACCUGCAGCAUGCAGACAUUGGGCCCAGGAGUCGUGUGUGGGCAGAGCCCUGCAUCCUGACGUGUGCGGUUAGUAAACUGGGUGGCAGUGUGGAGCGCUGGCUUAAUGUGGCAGAGGGUCUUUUUGGGCCUUAUGUAUGGGGAAGGUACGACAUAGUGUUCCUUCCUCCUUCAUUCCCCAUCGUUGCCAUGGAGAAUCCCUGUCUUACUUUCAUAAUUUCUUCCAUACUGGAGAGUCAAGAGUUUCUGCUGAUUGAUGUCAUCCAUGAGAUUGCUCACGGCUGGUUUGGCAAUGCGGUCACCAAUGCUACCUGGGAAGAAAUGUGGCUCAGUGAGGGUCUGGCCACUUAUGCUCAGAGGCGCAUUACCACAGAGGCCUAUGGAGAAGCCUUCACUUGUCUUGAGACUGUGUUCCGUCUAGAUGCUCUUCACAGACAGAUGCGUCUUCUUGGAGACAACAAUCCUGUCAGUAAGCUGCAGGCCAAAUUUGAGCCAGGUGUAAACCCCAGCAGUCUAAUGAAUCUGUUCACCUAUGAGAAAGGCUUCUGCUUCGUAUCUUACCUCUCACAGCUGUGUGGCGACAUCAAGAGAUUUGAUAGUUUUCUUAGGGCCUACAUUGAGAAGUUCAGAUUCAGCAGCGUAAUCGCUCAGGAUCUGUUGGACUUUUUCCUUGGCUUCUUCCCUGAGCUGAAGGAGAGCUGCGUUGCUGAACGAGAGGGUCUGGAAUUUGAGCGAUGGCUAAAUGGCUGUGGUCCUCCGUUAUGUGAACCAGAUCUCUCGGCGGGUAGUGCUCUAUCAGGCCCUGUUCACCACCUGUGUGAUCUUUGGUGCGUGGAUGCCCCUGACCCCCAAGUGAUCUCUACAUUUGACCUCUCCUCCUGGAGCACCUUUCAGACCGUCCUCUUCCUGGACCGACUUCUAGACCGCUCACCUCUGCCUCAAGAGGUGAUGAGUCUUUUGUCAAGCUGCUACUCGGCGUUGUUGGACGGCAUGAACGCUGAAGUCCAGAUUCGAUGGCUGCAGAUUGUAGUGCGGAACAGCUUUUAUGCUGAUCUGCCCCGAGUUCGCAGCUUCUUGCAUAAACAUACCUCACGGAUGUACACAGUGCCCCUUUACGAGGAUCUGUGCGGAGGGGUGAUGAAGUGUUUUGCUGUGGAGGUAUUUUAUCAAACUCAGGCCCGUUUGCACCCAAAUCUACGCAGGACACUUCAGCAGAUACUGUUCCAAAGCAGUGCCCUCAACACCACCACUACUCCAUCUCUACUCACAUCACCACCCUCUGCUCCUUCGUCGCCCACAGAGCCCCCUGCCAACGGGACCAUCGCCCUGCGAGACGUCAAUGUGUCCGCAUGAGUUCAAAACUUCUGUGGAGAAGCAGAAGGUUGUUUGAGGUGAAAAGCCAGAAGGGCAGGAACAGGACAGGAAUUGAACUCCUUGGCUCAGACUGGACCAUAGCAAUGCAUUGUGAGAGGCCAGCGCUGAUGGGUGACACACUCUCACCAACACUGGGAUGUCUAUUUAUAAAGGCAGACACUGAUUUUCAUAAGCUAAUCAUAAAGCUGCUCAGGGCUGUGGAACAAAGUGGAGGACAAAUGUUUGCGAUGGUUAUUAUGCCAUCACCUGUGUGUGUGUGUGUGUACGCAUAUGGAUAGGGGUAUGUCAG